CAGGGCGCAGGGAGCCGCGGGCCAGGCCGGGGAGCCGCGCGGGGGCUGCGAUGAGCCCGAUCCGGGGCAGGGGGCGCUGAGCCGGGCGCCCAUCCCCGUGGCUUUGGCGCGCGUGGCUGGAUGUGAGGGAGGGGGCGAGGGCUCUGCCGACCCACGCGCGGGGGGACCCGCCCCACGAGCGCCCGCGAUGGCCGCCGAGGUGCGACUGAAGCAGCUGGAGGCGCUGGCGCUGGACCGGAACUUCCUGGGGCUGGAGACGCUGCUGGACCUCCUGCUCUGCGUCUCCCACGAGCUGGGCGCCUCGCCCCUGGCCCACGAGAAAUACAUCGCGGAGUUCCUGCGCUGGGCCGAGCCGGUGACCGCCAGACUCAAGCAGCUGCAGCUGCAGCGAGACGACUUUGAGAUCCUGAAGGUGAUCGGGCGCGGCGCGUUCAGCGAGGUGGCGGUGGUGAAGAUGAAGAGGACGUCGCAGGUGUACGCCAUGAAGAUCAUGAACAAGUGGGACAUGCUGAAGCGGGGCGAGGUGUCCUGUUUCCGUGAGGAGCGGGACGUGCUGGUGAACGGAGACAAGCGUUGGAUCACCCAGCUGCACUUCGCCUUCCAGGACGAGAACUACUUGUACCUGGUGAUGGAGUACUACGUGGGGGGCGACCUCCUGACGCUGCUGAGCAAAUUCGGGGACCGCAUCCCCCUGGACAUGGCCCGCUUCUACCUGGCCGAGAUGGUGAUGGCCAUCGACUCCAUCCACCGCCUGGGCUACGUGCACAGAGACAUCAAACCCGACAACAUCCUGCUCGACCGUUGCGGGCACAUCCGCCUGGGGGACUUCGGCUCCUGCCUCAAGCUCCGGGAGGACGGCACGAUCUGCUCGUCGGUGGCAGUGGGGACCCCCGAUUACCUGUCCCCCGAGAUCUUGCAGGCCGUGGAGGAUGGGAGCCACUCGUACGGCACCGAGUGCGACUGGUGGUCCCUGGGCGUCUUCGCCUAUGAGAUGUUCUUCGGGCACACGCCCUUCUUCGCCGACUCCAUCGUUGAGACCUACGGCAAGAUCAUCCACUUCAAGGAGCACUUUCGCUUCCCGCUCUCGGCGCCGGAGGUGCCAGACGACGCCCGGGCCCUGAUCCAAGGGCUGCUCUGUCCCCGGGAGACGCGGCUGGGCCGGAACGGGGUGCGGGACUUCCGGGAGCACCCCUUCUUCGCCGGCGUGGACUGGGAGGGGCUGCGGGCGUUCACCCCGCCCUUUGCCCCUGAGUUCGCCAACGCCACCGACACCUCCAACUUCGACGUGGUGGACGACUGCCUGACGGAUAUGGUGAGCGGGGGCGGGGAGACGCUGUCGGACAUGCUGGAGAGCUCCCCGCUGGGCGUGCACCUGCCCUUCGUGGGCUUCUCCUACACCAGCACCAGCCUCAAACAGAAUGAGCCUGGGGACAGGGGCCGGGAAAUCGCCAUGGAGCUGGAUUGCGACCGGGGCCCCCCCCUGCAGGAGCAGCCCCCCAACCUGCCCUCCGGAGACCUGGUCUGCAAGGCGCCCGACGGGCAGAAGCUGGAUCUCGCCGCCUUCCUGGAGCUGCAGGCGGCCUUCGAGUCGGAGCUGCACACGCGGGAGGGGCUGCGCCAGGAGCUGAGCAUGGUCAAGGUGGCCAACCAGACCUUUGCCAACCGCCUGCAGGAGGCCGAGAACCGCAACCUGGAACUGGAAGCUCAGAUCAAGCGAUUGGAGGCGCAAAUCGAGGGGAUGAAACCACCCGGGGAGGAAGCUGCUGUGGGGCGGCCCCCCGGCUGCGCUGCCCCCUGGCCGUGCCGCACGGAGCACCCCGCUGAUGCGGCACCAUGGCACCGCGACGCUGUGAAUACCCGCUUGUGGUACCUCUGUACCGCCACUUGCUGCUCUUUUCUAGGGUACCUAGGCCCUGCAUCACCAAGGCGGGAUACCUGCUCCUUUGUACCGGCGGCUUUGGGCUGGCGGCGCCCGGCCAGGACCCGGGGGAGCCGUCCUGAGCGAGGCCGGGUGCUCGCCCCGCUGCCCUCGCCCGCCAUCCCCGUCACCGCCCGGCCAGCACUGCGGGAGUGCCUGUCAGCCCUCCUCCCCGGGAGGUCUCACACCAGAGUUGGGGACGCCUGGGUGCCAGCACCCCAGGCCCACGGGUCCCUUCCCACCCAGAGCCAGGCUGUGUGGCUCGGCCCCCCGCUGCCAUCAGGGGACCAUCUCUCCAGUCCCCUCCUGGGCCUGCCCUGGCCCUGGGCUGCUGGCUGGGUGCGUCUGCUCCUGCCUGCCAGCCCUCUGGCCUCCCUACUGCGGACCCCGGCCAGCCCCCUCUGCGUGAGGCAGGCUGCCCCUGCCCUGCCCAGCUCCAGCGCCACUCCCUCCCACGGAGCCACCCCAAGGCCCCAUUCGUCAGCUGGGGAAACUGAGGCAGAGCGAGAGGAAGAGCGUCACCUAAGGACGCACAGCAAGUCGGGGCAGAACUGACAAACGAACCCAGAAGUCCUGGCUCCCAGCCUCUGCUUCUUUAAACUACUCCACCCCGCUCUGCUCCCAGAGCUGGGGAUAGAACCGAGGAGUCCUGUCUUCCAGCAUCCCCCUGCUCUAACCACUACACCCCACUCCCCUCCCAGAGCUGGGGAUAGAACCCAGGAGUCCUGUCUUCCAGCAUCCCCCUGCUCUAACCACUACACCCCACUCCCCUCCCAGAGCUGGGGAUAGAACCCAGGAGUCCUGUCUUCCAGCAUCCCCCUGCUCUAACCACUACACCCCACUCCCCUCCCAGAGCUGGGGAUAGAACCAAGAAGUCCUGGCUCCGAGCCCCUGCCCACUCUAACCACUAGACCUCACUCCCCUCCCAAAUCUGGGGAUAGAACCCAGGAGUCCUGGCUCCCAGCCCCCCCCCGCUCUAAGCACUACACCCCACUCCCCUCCCAGAGCUGGGGAUAGAACCCAGGAGUCCUGGCUCCUACCACCCACCCUGCUCUAACCACUACACCCCAGGUCGUUCUAAGAGGCAUGUCACUUUGGAAGUGACCCCAGUUCCUGGGGGGUGAAGUGAUGGUUGCGCCAGGGGGUGGUGCCAGGCUGGGCAGCCCGCUACACUUUCCCCCUCCCCCCCAGGAGCCUGGUGUUUCCUAGUCCCCCGGCCCUGCCCCAGCACCCUGGCUCUCCGAAGGCCCCAGGGCACUGCUCCCAGCUCCCUUUGCCCCGGUGAUCCUGGGUCCUUGGCACCAGCUGUGUCCCCCCCCCCAGCUCCAUGGGGAAGGGGAGGGGCCCAGCGGAGGGGCCGGCUGGGACCUGCAGAGACGCAGCCCACGGAUGCCCUUCCCUGCCCGAACAGAGCCGCAAGGUGGCGACAGCUGGUGGGGGCCUGCUGCCCAGGGUGCCCUGCUCCCCCCACAGCGCCAGCCCCGGGCGCUGUUCAGCGGGGCUCCGGGCAGUCGGGGGAGCGCUGGGUCUGAGGGGCCCCGCUCAGCACCAGGGACCCCCAGCGGGUGACAGCCCCGGGCACAGGGGUGGCACCGCCGUUAAAGGCUGAAUUUAUGCUGCUAAAUCACCCAUCACCUGCUGGUCCACCUUCCACCAUGGUAAUUUAUUUCUAGUGUUGGCAUCUCCCCUCCCGCAUUGACCCACCCCCAGCCCACUGGCUCCCCCCAGCCACCCUUCUCCAGUGCACACCUGGGGGGGCUCUUAGGGGGCGAAUCCCCUUUGCCCUGGGGGGGGGGAAUCCCGGCGGAGCCGCAAAGGGCAGUUUUGCACUUUGUCCCUGUUAAUUUAUAGCCACCUGCUGCCCCCCAUGUAUUUAUUGGCCCUCGGCGCCAGCCGGGCCCGGGGGUCGGAGGCGGGACGAGGGCCCCGGCCUGGAGGCUUUGUUUGAACUGUGGAGAGGAAAUAAAAAAGUUGAAUUCGU
Molecule: messenger RNA, 3899 nt
Organism: Chrysemys picta bellii (western painted turtle)
Lineage: Eukaryota; Metazoa; Chordata; Testudines; Emydidae
Gene: DMPK
Product: DM1 protein kinase
Biological process (GO): peptidyl-threonine phosphorylation; actomyosin structure organization
Cellular component (GO): cytoplasm; cytoskeleton
Molecular function (GO): ATP binding; protein serine/threonine kinase activity
Source: RefSeq, a predicted model, not a curated record